Molecule: messenger RNA, 573 nt
Organism: Phycomyces blakesleeanus NRRL 1555(-)
Lineage: Eukaryota; Fungi; Mucoromycota; Mucoromycetes; Mucorales; Phycomycetaceae
Exons: 1
Coding region: 1-429 (142 amino acids)
Source: RefSeq, a predicted model, not a curated record
AUGAAAUCGUAUUUUGUAUCUACCCUACUCAUCCUGGCGCUUGGGCUUGUCUACGCAGCUCCUUUAUCUUCUGAUAUCAUCUCCAAGAGAGAGGAUCCAAGCGGAACUCAAAAUUGCUUCGAUAUCACUUAUCCUAUUGAUUACACUGUGUGGGAGACCUAUGGUGUCUAUGAUAUCACUUGGACAGUUACUGGAGAAUGUGAAACAUCAUACUACGCUUACAUGGUCAGAGUUCUGGAAGAUGAGAAUGGCAAUACUACUUAUGAAGUUCCUGAAUUUGGAGACAAGCCGAUCGAUAUAUCCUUAGGACACAGCAAAAUAGCCCUUGGAGAUAACAUUGGAGAAGGAGAUUAUAUAUUUGGCAUUGGCCCUGGUAAAGAUACAACAUACGAAACCGCAGAUAUGGUUAUUAUCAACGUUACCCGAUAAAUAUCUUCAUGAUAUUUUUUAUAAAAGAAAAAGAAAUCGAGUGCGCCCAGGAUUGACACGUCGCUUCUCAUAUCAUAGAGUCUCUUGAGCCUAUAUAUUUCUUUUAAAAAUCAAGGCAUAAUAAAAUAUUUUAAUUAUUCAUAU